ACUAUUCAUCAGUCAUCUGUUGCAUUGCAUUCCUUUUCGUUAAAUAAUUGUUCUUUCGUUUCCUAACUAAUCUUUUUCAACAGUCAAAAAUCACGAUACACGAAUUAAAACAUCGACUAGAGUAGACGUUUUCUCGUUACUGUGGCAGUCUUAUAAUUAUUGUCGAGAUCAACAAACAAACAGUCAUUGUCGUUAGGCAGACACAAAUUUUCGACAUCGACGUCCCGCCCUUGACCAGUCGUGUACAGCGCCGUUUAUUAUACCAAAUAAGCUACCCGGCCAUUAGAUCUAUAAUUCUGGCACUAUGGCUGAUAACAAAGGACAGAGCACCAAAAAACCGACAGACUCUCAAAAAAAACUUCAAGAGUCUCAAGCUCAGGUUGAUGAGGUCGUUGGAAUUAUGAGAGUCAAUGUUGAAAAGGUAUUAGAACGAGACCAAAAGUUAUCAGAAUUAGACAAUCGUGCAGAUGUAUUGCAACAAGGUGCAUCUCAAUUUGAACAACAUGCUACAAAACUUAAAAGAAAGAUGUGGUGGAAAAAUUUAAAAAUGAUGAUUCUUUUGGGAGUUAUUGUAGCAGUCCUUUUGAUUCUUAUUAUUGGGUCAUUCGUUGGUGGUGGUAAUUAAGUAAUGCUGUUUAUGAGCAGAAAAAGAAAAAUCAUCAUCAUGUUACAUUCUGAAAGCGUUAACUUAACAUUAUUAUUAAUAUAAAUUGUGAUAAAUAAUAAAUUAAUAAGUCACAAAAUUGCAUUUUUAA
Molecule: messenger RNA, 755 nt
Organism: Melanaphis sacchari
Lineage: Eukaryota; Metazoa; Arthropoda; Insecta; Hemiptera; Aphididae
Product: vesicle-associated membrane protein 2-like
Exons: 6
Coding region: 305-625 (106 amino acids)
Biological process (GO): vesicle fusion; vesicle-mediated transport
Cellular component (GO): plasma membrane; SNARE complex
Molecular function (GO): SNAP receptor activity; syntaxin binding
Source: RefSeq, a predicted model, not a curated record